Molecule: messenger RNA, 398 nt
Organism: Didymodactylos carnosus
Lineage: Eukaryota; Metazoa; Rotifera; Eurotatoria; Philodinida; Philodinidae
Source: the annotation of a GenBank genome assembly
AAGACAUUUCAAUUAACAUCUGUCCUAUCCCUUCCAAAAUGACGCCGAGCUGUGUUGUGGAAUCUGGAUAACCUGAAAGUAUGGUAAAAUAUUUUUCAAUUUUCUUUUUGGUUUUCGUUUAGAUCUCGAGAGAAAGAUGCUGAUGAACAGAAUAAUGAAGAUAAUGCCACAGUCAACGCUGAUCAAGAAAAAAACAAGAAAAUGUCAUCUAUUCAAAUUCAUAUAAAGUAUCCAUGUGACGUACCAAAAUAUUCAUUAGCAAUACUAGAAGCACUGAAAAUACCAGGUACUUCAUUUAAAAUAACUGCCUGUUUCUUUCUAAGAUAUUUGUGUUUGUAGGCGGAUUUAAUACUAUUAAAAAUGUAUUUUUAAAUAUAACGUGUGAACAUUAUCUUCAA